GAUCCUUUUAUUUUAUUUAUAUUUAUUUAUAUUUAUCAUGGAGGGAGUAUAGGAGCAUAAGGCCUCAAAUGCAGAAAAUCAACCGAGUGCUCCAUUCCACCACUCUCUCAUCUUCCAUACCCCUUUUUGCCUUACAGGCUACAGCUCAUGGCAUAAAACUGUAGCGUAGUGGAUAAAAACAGGAUGACGAAUGGAGAUGGGAAGGGGGCCCGAAAGAAACUUUGUACCCACUGAUAAAAUUCCUCUGAGGCCUGGCGUAUACACACGAACUGUGUGUGUUGUGAACCAUGUCUUCCAAGACGCGCACGUAUAGUGAAGCAUUUCUCAAGUUCGGCUUCACAAGCAUUGUUCAAAAAUCCGUGGUCAAGCCGUAAUGUGUUAUCUGUGCCAAGGUUUUGAGCCACGAGAGCAUGAAGUCCAGCAAACUGAAGAUCCAUUUGGAGUCUUGUCACAGCAACCUGGCGGGGAAGGGUGUGGACUAUUUCAAACGAAAAGAAGCCGCACUCAAGGGUUCCUGCAUCGAUUCGACAGGUCACUGCGCUCAUCAAAAUGAAGCAGCGUUGGAGGCUUCAUACCGGAUCGCUUAUCGAAUCGCCCAGACAAAAAAACCUCACAGCAUCGGCAAAGAGCCUAUCAAGCCACCCUUUCUCGAAGCAGCGAAGUUGGUGCUGGGGGAACAGCAGUCAAACAAGUUCAGGCAGAUUUCCCUUUCGAAUUACUCAGUCAAAAGUUGAAUCUCAGAUGAGUAAUGAUAUUCUGCUGCAAGUUGUGAGCGCUAUGAAGAGCAGUCCUUUGUAUUCACUGCAAUUGGACAAGUUAACAGAUGUUGCCUCAUCUUCCCAACUGCUAGUCUAUGUUCGUUACCUCGAUGGAGAAGCCAUGAAGGAGGAGUACCUGUUCUCGGAGCAAUUGGCUACUACGACUCGGGGAGAAGAUGUGUUCAGAAUGCUGGAAGCCUUCCUCAUCAAACAUGAGCUUGGCUGGGAACGCCUUGUCGGGGUGUGUACAGGUGGGGCACCUUUCAUGGUCGGAUGCAGAUCCGGCUUCAAAGCCUUUGUGAAGGAUGUAGCUCCCCAUGUCUCCUUCACCCAAUGCAUGAUACAUCGCCAUGCUUUAGCGAUGAAGACUCUCCCUCCUGGUCUUCGAGAAGAUUGUGAACCACAUCCGAGGGACCGCAACAAACUCAAGAAUCUUCAAAGCGAUGUGUGAAGAAAUGGGCGCCGAUUUCACUGUUCUGAUAUUACACACAGAGGAGCGCUGACUUUCGAAUGAUAAAGUUCUCAAUCGUGUGAUUCAACUUCAAGAUAAAUAGCGUUGUUCUUGGAGAGAGGGUGUACUGAGAAGGAGAAUCAGCUUCAUGAAAAGAUGCA
Molecule: messenger RNA, 1370 nt
Organism: Amblyraja radiata (thorny skate)
Lineage: Eukaryota; Metazoa; Chordata; Chondrichthyes; Rajiformes; Rajidae
Product: protein ZBED8-like
Exons: 1
Coding region: 550-1209 (219 amino acids)
Source: RefSeq, a predicted model, not a curated record